GUGAUGUGUAACGGCCUCUGUUUCUUUCUCUCUAUAAAUAUCUUCUUCCUCAUUUCUCAAUCCUCUGUGUAUCUCUUUCUACCUUCUCUGAACCUAUAGAGCCAACGAAACCAGAGGACAGUGAACAAAGAAUUGUAUAAUUCGAUCUCAACUCGUUCCUUUGUUGAUUCUUUACUCCGACUAUUAUGAGGAUUGUACGUGCGACGGAGACGUUCUCGGCGGAGCUUAAAGAGUUCAUGUGCGCCGCUGUGCAAAGGAGGAAAGACGACGACGGAUUCAGAGGCUCUCGUGGCGGUGGUAAAUCUAGAAAUGCCAUGGAUCUUGAUUCUGACGCCGGAAACAGAUUGGUUUGUGUUACUGGUGGUGUUUCUUACCUUGGUCGUGCCAUUGUUAAACGUCUUCUUGUUCAUGGAUACUCCGUUAGAAUCGUCGUUGAUUGUCCAGAGGACAAAGAGAAAGUGAGUGAGAUGGAAGCUGACGCUGAAACGGCGUCGUUUAGCAACAUGAUUACUUCAGUGGUUUCUCGAUUAACAGAGAUCGAUAGCUUAAUUAAAGCGUUUGAUGGUUGUGCUGGCGUUUUCCACACUUCUGCGUUUGUUGAUCCUGCUGGAGUCUCUGGAUAUUCGAAAUCAAUGGCGGAGUUAGAAGCAAAAGUGAGCGAGAGUGUAAUCGAAGCGUGUACAAGAACAGCCUCAGUGAGAAAAUGUGUCUUCACAUCAUCUCUCUUAGCCUGCGCUUGGCAAAAAAAUCCCUGUAAUAGUCUUGACCACUCUGUUAUCAAUGAAGAAAGCUGGAGCGAUGAACAACUCUGCAUCGAUAAUAAGCUUUGGUAUGCACUUGGAAAACUAAAAGCCGAGAAAGCUGCGUGGAGAAUAGCUGAUUCAAAAGGAUUAAAGCUUGCAACUAUAUGUCCUGCUCUUAUAACUGGUCCUGACUUCUUCAACCGUAACUCCACUUCAACCUUGGCUUAUCUCAAAGGUAAAUUAAAAACAAACCUUAUAAUGAAUAUGAAUCCAAAAUUGAGAAACCGUCCAAGAAUAAUGUUUAUUGUUAUAUAGAUAUACUCCUAUUAGCAUAUGUGUACGUAGUUCACGGGUGGUCCUUUCGAUAAAGAGACAAAAGACAGCUGAUAAGUUGUUGACUUUUAUUUAUAUAUUUUGUUUUGCAAAAAUGCAGGAGCAAAAGAGAUGUAUAGUAACGGAUUAUUAGCGACAAUGGAUGUGAACAGGUUGGCUAAAGCUCACGUAUGUUUGUGGGAAGGUUUGGGUAAUAAAACUGCGUUUGGUAGAUACAUUUGUUUCGACACCAUUCUCUCUAGAGAUGGUGCUGAAAAGCUUGCAAAAGAUAUCGAUGUUCAAAUCGAAAAGAUUUGCGGUAACAGCAACGAUUCAGAUGCAAACACAGAAACAGAAGCUUCUUUACAAAUAUCAGAUAAAAAGCUAUUAGAUCUUAUGUCAAGAACUCUACGAAGUUGCUACCAUGAGAGUUAGCUAGGCACGACGACAAAAAUUAAACAGAGCAGUUCUAAGCUAUUGACGUAACGUUUUGCUCUUAUUCUUUUCUUCUUUUAAAUUAUGCUUUAUUUAUUUGUUUAGUGUAAUGAUAAAUCAUUAUGAAAUAAAAAAAAUGAGAAUCAUUGUUAUUUGUAAUUGUACGAAUGUGGUUUGCGUGGAGGGUGGUUGUUGUAAAGGGCGGUAGAGUUGGUGUUCGUGGAAAAUUUAUAAAUUCUUCCUAUUUCGG
Arabidopsis thaliana (thale cress) is the source of this 1740-nucleotide messenger RNA. Its product is annotated as NAD(P)-binding Rossmann-fold superfamily protein. The record is from RefSeq and is marked reviewed. Gene Ontology annotation, biological process: steroid biosynthetic process. Gene Ontology annotation, molecular function: oxidoreductase activity, acting on the CH-OH group of donors, NAD or NADP as acceptor. The transcript is spliced from 4 exons. The coding region runs from base 186 to 1058 and encodes 290 amino acids. NCBI's taxonomy places the organism in Eukaryota, Viridiplantae, Streptophyta, Magnoliopsida, Brassicales, Brassicaceae.